Molecule: messenger RNA, 2749 nt
Organism: Rhipicephalus microplus (southern cattle tick)
Lineage: Eukaryota; Metazoa; Arthropoda; Arachnida; Ixodida; Ixodidae
Product: twisted gastrulation protein homolog 1-A
Biological process (GO): regulation of BMP signaling pathway
Source: RefSeq, a predicted model, not a curated record
GCGCCGGAUCCUUCCGAGAACGAGCCUGACGGGAAGAGGCCCGGCGACCGACGCGCCAGUCGCUCGCGAAGCUGCGGCGGCAGUGUGCCAUUGUCUCCCAGAGGGCUGCUGCUGCCAUGAGGGCCGCCAGCCUGCGCUGCACCAGCACCGCCAGAGCAAAAUGUUGAAGCAGGUGCUGCUGCCUUUGGCAGUGGCCGUGGCGUGCGCCUUGAGCCUGAGCCUGGCCUGCAAUGAAGCCAUAUGUGCAUCCAUAGUGAGCAAGUGCAUGUUGACACAAUCAUGCAAGUGCGACAAACUCAAUGUCACCUGCAACAGAGACUGUUUCUACUGCCUUGACUAUCUCUACACUGAAUGCUGCUCUUGUGUAGAGAUGUGCCCGCGACAAAAUGAAACAAUCUCCCUAAGUCAUAAGUCCAACAUUGAGGAUCUGCCAGAUCCAACGCAUGGGUUGUUUGCCCUCCUUACAGAAGAAGCUGACCGUUCCUUGAGAUGGCGGUCUUACACAUUUCCUGUGCAUGCGGAAUUGUACAGCCCUGUGCAUGAAAAAGAUAUCAAGCUGAAAGCUGUGGUGUCAAAUGGGAAUACAUCAGAAGUAGUUGAAGAGGAGGAUGUACAGGUGAACUGCACUGUGGCAUUCAUGUCACAAUGCAUGUCACUGAAUAAGUGUAGAGAGUCGUGCCUCUCCAUGGGAGCUUCAAGCUACAGGUGGUUCCAUGAUGGUUGCUGCCAAUGUGUUGGAAGCAUGUGCAUCAAUUAUGGAAUCAAUGAAAGCAGGUGCCUCCAGUGUCCCUAUUCGAAGGAGCUGAUGGACUUCGAUGACGAGCAAGAUGAAGAGGUACCUAUUGAGGACCCAGACAGGCACACUUACCAACAUGUUGACUACAGUGACAAUUCGUACAGUGCCAAGGAGAAGGAAGACAACAGAAACAAUGUGGUAGAUACCUCUGCUGCCGAUAACGCAAAUUCUACGUGAGGACAGUGCCAUCAUGUCAUCUGCACAUUGCUGGUGCAAUAUAACUGUGCCGGGAGUGCGUGCCAGUGGUGCCCGGGAUCCUGUAGUCAGUGUACAUAGACUGCCAAGUGUCUCUUCCAGGUUGCCAGCCUUUGCAAGCAAGCCUGCAGCAAUUUUGGGCCGCUCAACACUCAGACUGCAUCUCUACAAGGACAGUGCACGCGUAGUAGCCUAAUAUAUUGAACCUAGGGACCUAUUGUGUGUUGUACAGCAGACGCGUUCACUGAACACAGUGGAAUGCAUUCUCCCACAAACAGCAGCCCAACUGAGGCGAGUGGACUGGAAACAAAAUGCCAUCCUUAGUACUUUGGCAAAGUUCGUAAAGACUCAAAACCGAUUGUCUGUGCAAAGCUUUGAGCAUUGCCAGCUGGUGCAGUUUUCACAAGUCAACCGAUGCCUUAUGGCUAUUCCCAUUGGCAUCAGUAGGCUUCGUCUGCAUGUUCCAAGUACAAUACUUCAAUGUGUGUGUGUAUGAAAGUGUGCAUGUGCGUGUGCAAAUGUAUGUGGGAGUGUGUGCAUGAAAUGUGUGUAUAUGUAAGAGUGUUUAGCUGUAAUGGCUGUUGUGCUACAUCUCUGCUACCUGCAGGCAGGGGGGAACAAGGCUUUUAUAUGCUGUGACAUUGUUAUAUUUAUUUAGGAGAAAGACAGUCUGGACAGGCAGUGGUAGCACGUACCUGUGAAACUUGCCACACCGCUGCCAAAAAACACAAGGGGCCUCAUUUGCAGACAUUACUGCAGAGCAGUGUGCUUGAGCGUCCUCUGCAACAGUCUUUGGGCAGAAUAAAUGUUCCAGUGACUCAUGACCAUUCAUCAUCUUUCACCGCCAUGCAGCAAAUUAGGUAGUCACACUCAGGGGGCAUCAAUCGAUACCAUACCUCUCACCUGUCUUACAACUUCAGACUGUUGCCUUACAGUAGGUUCAGUGCGCCAUUAAUUGCCUCAUCAUUUGAAACUAUGCAAUGCUGCAUCACUUUGUUUCACAUGUACAAAACACAGAUUCAUAAUUUGUGCCGAGUGUGCUUUUGAAGCAGUAUUCCAAAUGUUUGCUUUUUUUUUCCAAUAUCACUGCAAAGUGCAUGAAAGAAACUGAAGCUCUGGGUGGCCAUAUGCUUGUUUCAUACCUCACAGUUCUUGUGUCGGCUUGUGACGUUCUCCCACAUGAGUAUCCACUGUCACGUGCCAUGAGCCCCAAACGAACAUGUCUGAAUUUGCAUUACAUACAUCAUGCAUGCAUUCAUAGGGCAGCAGCCAGUAUUUCAGGAAGGGACUAAAAUUCAAUCUUUUCAGCGGCACUAGUGCAAGCCAGUUUUUUUAUGGGUUUUAGAUAUUUCAUGCUUUAAUUAGGUGCUGUGGUAAUGUUAAAAAAUACAAAUAUGAAGUAAAAACAAUUAUUGUCAUCAUUAGUUUUAUUGGAUUCUGUUGUGGUACAAGCACACUAGUCUUCAAAGUUGCAGUACAGAUGGAGUUGCUUUCAUUCCAUCGUGGCAUUUUUUUUUGUGUCAGAACCCAGCAAAUCGUGUUUUUUGUGCAUUUUUUUUUCUGUUCUGAAAAACAAUUUUAUAAAUUUUGAUCUCCAUUAAAGAUAACCCUCAUGUUCCUUGAUAAUUUGUUUCACUAAUAUACUAGAUACAGAAAAGGAGACUGCACAUUUGUGCCAACAAAAUUGUUUUUACUCAGUGCAAGCAGUGUAGAUUUUGUUAUGUGAUGUGUAAUAAAGUUCUUGCAUAUUGAGCAAAA